CAUAAUUCAGAAUAUCAUUGUCGUUUGUUUGUGGCGGUUUGCUUCCUCAGUCAGUUGGGUUUUUUCCGCUAAAAUAGAUGGAGACAACCGGAUAGAAGGCUAAGACCUAGCAGUAGCAUAGUUAGCAUUGUAACACUCGCACGUGCUGUAGAAGACGGGCAGGGAAAAGAAAGGUGGGGGCAGGCGGGUUUUUUUCUCCUUUGUUUCUUAACAGCAAAGCUAAGUAAGAGGAGAUACACGAGUGAGUCACACAGACCGCAAACACUUAAAAAUACGAGCAACCUGAACCAAGAUACUGGUUCUGCUGCCCCGUGUUGAUUGUCCACCAGGAAAUGCCAGCUAUCAGCUAGCUAGCUAGAAUCUCAUAGCGCUGCAGCAACGCAAGGUCCUCUGGUGAAACAAUUGGUGAGCAUGGCGUUCUGAAUGUUGUUUGGGCUAUUUAGUCCGGUGUCAGUCUAAUCUUUCUCUCGAGACGAAAAAAUAUAACACUCCCAACCUCAUUUUGGUUUAAGACCAUCAAUGGUAACUCUUAAAUUAAUUUUACAAACACAAAAAUAAUUUCAACAUAACAAUGCUUGUUAUUUUACAAAAUGCAGCGUUUCUCAUACCCUGAUAGGGCAAUGUUAAACUGUUGUUCUCAUGUUUUAAUAUAAUUACAAAUGUAAAACAAAUCUUUCUAUUUUAUAACCACAAAUCUGUUUAAUAUGUCAUUACAGGACAUCCCUGCUUGGAAAAGCAUCCUCAAGCUUGAAGGCUGUUAGGCACAUGUCCAUUUAUUUAUGAUGCUUGCAUAUUGUGACAUGAAUGUGGAAGUGUAAAGAGUGUGAUGCACAAGUAACUACAAGGUCUCUGCUAUUGAAYCACUAUAGGUUAAAUCAUGGCCACUUUGGCCGCAGACACCCUUAUCCAUGCACAUAUUUAAAAUGUCCAUGUACUUUUAAAACUUGGAACGCUCUUCGAAGUCACCUAUGUAGAUCACAUGUUGAUCAUACAUCYCAGAGAUCAGUAGAUUCCACAACAUUUAGCUGCCAUCAUUGUUCACGCAGUGGCAUUGCCUCAUUAAGAGAACUUUURAUUCAUAUUAACAGCCAUCUUAAGAAACACGAAACCAUCUACUGUGUGUUUAAUAAUUGUUCCUUUCAAACAAAUYUAUAUGGAACAUAUCAAACUCAUAAAAAUAGAAAGCACAGUACUUUUACACUUGAUGAUUUCAAAGAAGGAAUUGUGAUAAGGGACUCUAAUGUAGACUCACUAAAUUGUUCUUCCAGAGAUCCACAUUUGACACAAAGUGAUGAGUUUCUUUAUGAUUCUGAUCGUGAAGAUGACGUGUUAGUGGUAGAAAAAGAGGACUUGCACAAAGUUGUGGAGCAGAAAUUAGCAUUAAUUUUAUUAAAAUUAGAAAAUUGUUUCCACGUACCAAGCGCUGCUGUUGAUCAGCUAUUAAGUGAGUUACACUAUUUAUUAGGUUCUGCUCUGGUGCCUGUAUCUCACAACAUUCUUGUAGAUUUCUUCAAUAAUCAUAACCUGCAACUUGAUCAGUUGCUCAUCAAAGAGUUAGGCUGUGCACUUGGUUCAUCUAACCCUUUCUCAAAGGCUUUAGGAAAGGAUGGAUUAUUAGCCACAUCCUUUAAAAGGAAGCAGUACUACAAACAUAAUUUCAAUAUUGUUGAUCCAGUUCAGUACAUACUUGAUGCUAAGGCUAAAAGAAGUUUUCAGUAUGUUCCGUUGCUGAAGAUCCUGCAUCAGCUACUUAAUCAAACAAAUGUGUUCAUCAAGGUUGAAGAAAGGAGAAGACAGCAGCAGAUAGUGAGUGACCACCUAAAGUACAGAUUUUUUGAAGAUGGUCAGUAUUACAAGAAUAAUUAUUUUCUUUCAGGUGAGGAGUUGAGAAUCUCAGUCUGUCUUUAUGUAGACGACU
Molecule: messenger RNA, 1918 nt
Organism: Austrofundulus limnaeus
Lineage: Eukaryota; Metazoa; Chordata; Actinopteri; Cyprinodontiformes; Rivulidae
Source: RefSeq, a predicted model, not a curated record